Molecule: messenger RNA, 1119 nt
Organism: Emiliania huxleyi CCMP1516
Lineage: Eukaryota; Haptophyta; Isochrysidales; Noelaerhabdaceae
Exons: 1
Coding region: 1-1119 (372 amino acids)
Cellular component (GO): membrane
Molecular function (GO): hexosyltransferase activity
Source: RefSeq, a predicted model, not a curated record
AUGCCGCUCACGUUGCUCCUGCUUGCCUCCGCUCCCGCGUACGCCAGAUCGCCGCGCGCGGCGCUGCGGCCGUACCACCUGCUCGGGAACGGGACGCUCCACCACGGCUCGCCGCGGCCGCAGGACACGCGUGCCCACCGCGUGCCGCUCCUCGUGCUCAUCUUCAGCACCGAGGCCAACGGCGCACGGCGACAGGAGCAGCACCGCACAUGGCUCAACCACGACUGGCGGGACGCGGCCGGCGAGCCCGUGCCGUGGCGGUACGCCUACGUGAUCGGCCGGCGCGGCGGCGCCGCCGCCGCCACCGUUCCGCCCGACGAGCUGGUGGGCGACCGGCUGCACCUCGGGCGCGUGGAGGACACGUACCUCGGCCUGGUGCACAAGACACUCGAGGCGCUGCGGUGGGCGGCCGCCUCGGUCUCCUUCGAGGCCCUCCUCAAGACGGACGACGAUUCGAUCGCGCACGUCUCUCGGCUAUGGGCGUGGCUCGGCGCCGCCGCCGCGCGAGAGGCGUCCGAGGCGAGUGCCUGGCGGUGGGGUCGCCUCUACGCGGGCCGGCUGCAGGUUGACUCGCAGGUCGUCCGCUCGAACUUCACCGCCGCCGACCUGUGGCACCCCUCUUGGUACCCCCGCGACUUUCUCAAGUGGGCGGUGCCGGUCGCCUCGUUCGGGGCGGACCGGUUUCCGCCGCACUGCUCCGGCGGCGGGUACCUGCUCGGCCGCGACGCCGCCGCCUCCCUCCUCGCCGAGCGCGCGCGCUGGGUCGCCGACCCCUUCCCCGUCGAGGACGCCUUUCUGGGCGUCCUCGCGCAGCGGGCCGGGCUAGCGCCAACCAACUUGGGGCCGAACCUGCGCGGGAGGCAGAGCGAGGGCUGCGUCGCCGGCGUCGUCUGCGAGGAGACCGCGCGCCACGCGCUCUUCGAGGACCCGCCCGCCUCGAGCCCGCAGGGCCGCGCGCUCUUCGCAGGCCGCAUCUUGGUCCACCGCGUGAGCAGCUUCGAGCGGGCCUUUGCCUGGCUGCUGCUGGAGCCAAGGAGGAGAAGCCAGGGGCGGGCGCGAGGCGGAGGGUCGCAGCAGCGUGGCGGUGAGGCAGGCCACGUCGCAGCUAUGGGGAGGUAA